AGCCUUUCCUGAAGCCUUGCGCUACAGGCUGAUCGCAACGCAAUCUAUCCACAAAUCCGCAACGGUGUUCUUUGAGAAGAGAUUCCACCAAUUUCCCCUCAUCAACCCUUUUCCUUUUCCUUUUCCAUAUGUUAAGUUUUCAGAUUGAAAUUCUGGAGCUCAACUUUUCUUCUACACAGAUUGGGGAAAUAUGACGCCCCUCCAUUUGCAUCUGCCCGUUGCGGCUCUGGUAGCAGCACUUUCGUUAUUCGGCAGUCCUGCACACGCGGCUGAGACUCAAGAUAUAGGAAUUGUUACGACAGAAAUUGCGAGAGCUCAGAAUAGUACUUUGAUGUGGGGUCCUUAUAAGCCGAAUCUUUAUUUUGGUGUUAGGCCCAGGAUACCGAAGAGUUUCACGGGUGGUUUGAUGUGGGCGAAGGUUGAUAAUUUUGUGGAUGUUCAGAAUAGUAAGCUCCUUUUUUAUGGGAUAGCUAUGGGUUAUUUGGGAGGAUCGUGGUGGGGAGCUAUGCUAAUGUUACUACAAUUACAAACGUUGAAUUCGGUGGAUCAUGGCUAAUUAUACACUCUGUAGACUUUAGACAUACUUGCGAGCAAGGUGAUGGCAUGAGGGGUUAUGGUUGGGAGGAAUUUGAUGCUCGAAUUGGUGGAAAGCAAACUAUGCAUGAUGAGAGCAAUGGUAUUGAUAUCACAACCUUCUUCAUCAAAUCCCCUGGUGGUAAACAUGGUGGAAACUGGGCUACGCGAGUGAGGGGUAAAGUUAGGGAUGGCUCGCCAGCAGAUUUGAAGACAACAAUGAUUUUCUAUGCUUCUCUUGAAGGACUUGGCAGUCUGACAGUUGCAAAUGAGGAUGAUGAUCUUGGAUUUGCUGGAGAAGUAAAUUUCAAUGGAGAUUCUGACGGAUUGGGUGAAUAUAAAGUCACUGUAACAACUGGCCGAGGUUUCCACCCUGCUUCCGAACAUCCUUCAUAUAAAGAGAAGCCUUUGGAUAGGACUAUUGUUCACUCUCUCUCUCUUGACGAAAAGUUAUUGUGGGCUGCCAAACCUCAUUUGUUUGCCAAGUUGAAGGAGCAAAUCGAUGAAUAUAUUGAAACAUAUGGAGAGGAAAAUCAUCCUCCUCCAUAUCAGAUCUACACCGUUAAGCAUGCACCAGAUGAAGGAAACUUUCACUUGGUUCAAAAAGUGUUUGAAGGAGAUUUCGAAUUCGACAUCAUAUUCAACAGCGCAUCAGCACCAAAGGGACUUUCCAGCCAAGAAAUCUCUCAAUUGAUUGGAGAUAACAAUAAAUCCUUCUUCGAAAGAUUCAUCUCUACAUUUGAUUUGCAAUCUCCUUUUGAUAUUGAGAGUCUUCAAAGAUUUUCAAGUCAUAUGUUCUCAAACUUGAUUGGUGGUCUUGGAUAUUUCCAUGGUGAUUCGGUUGUUGAUCGCUCAUAUGCUGAGGAAUAUGAGGAAAACAACGAAGGAUUUUGGGAAGAAGCUGCAGAGGCAAGAGGACGAAGACGAGAAAAACUUGAAGGUCCAUCAGAACUUUUUACCACUGUUCCAUCUCGUCCAUUUUUCCCAAGAGGAUUCCUCUGGGAUGAAGGAUUCCAUCUUCUUCCUAUUGCUGAUUGGGAUAUUGAUCUUACGCUCGAAAUUGUUAGAAGCUGGUUCAAUCUUAUGGAUGAAGAUGGAUGGAUUGGUAGAGAACAAAUUCUUGGUGCUGAAGCUCGUAGCAAGGUUCCACCAGAAUUUCAAACACAAUAUCCUCACUACGCCAACCCACCUACACUAUUCUUCAUUGUUGACGCUUUUAUUAGCAAGCUUGGUGCACUCAAUGGUACAUCCCCAUUGGCGAAGGAAAAACUGGCCCAAGAACCAUCAAUCUACUCGGCCUUUUUACAAAAGCCAGAAGCUGGUCUUCAUUACCUCAAUGAGCUUUAUCCUAAACUCAAGAAGCAUUACCAAUGGUUCCGUAAAACUCAAUCUGGAGAUUUGAAAUCCUAUGAUCGUGAUGCAUUUAGUACCAAGGAAGGUUAUAGGUGGAGAGGCCGAACACCACAGCAUAUCCUCACUAGUGGUCUUGAUGAUUAUCCUCGUCCUCAACCACCUCAUCCAGGAGAACUUCAUGUUGAUUUGAUGUCUUGGAUGGGUAUGAUGACAAAAUCUCUUAAAAAUAUCGCUGGUCUCCUCGGUAUGGCCGAUGAUGUUGCCGAAUUAUCUACCAUUGAAGUUGCCAUUCUACGCAACAUCGACGAUUUACAUUGGAGCGAAAAGGAUAAAUGUUAUUGCGAUGCUACAAUUAAUGAUUAUGAAGAACAUGAAUUGGUUUGUCACAAGGGAUAUGUUUCACUAUUCCCAUUCUUGACAGGUCUUCUUGAUAAGGAUAGUGAUAAGUUGGGUCACAUUCUUAACUUACUUGGGGAUGAAGAAGAAUUGUGGAGUGAAUUUGGAAUUAGAUCUUUGAGUAAGAAAGAUGAGUUCUAUGGAACUGAUGAAAAUUAUUGGAGAGGUCCUAUUUGGAUGAAUAUAAAUUAUUUGGCCGUUUCUCAACUUCUUGUAAGUUUCCUAUUUCUUGGAUCUCUUCUCGCUUCUUUUCUUUCCCUUAACCUUUACCUUAAUCAACAAUUCUAACCAACCCACAGAAAUACGCAGAAGCCCCUGGUCCUCACCAGGAAAAGUCUAAAGACCUCUACACGAGACUCAGAUUAAACUUAGUCAAGACGGUCUAUGAUAGUUUUCAAGAAACAGGUUUUGCAUGGGAACAAUAUAAUCCGGAAACGGGAGUGGGACAGAGAACUCAACAUUUUACCGGUUGGACUAGUUUGGUGGUUAAGAUUAUGAGUAUGCCGGAUUUGAGUGAGGGUGCUUUUGAGGCGGAGGGACAGACUCCUGAGAGGGAUGAAGAGGCUCUUAAGAAGGAUGAGGAGGCUGCUAAGAAGGAUGAGGAGGCUCUUAAGAAGGAUGAAUUGUAAGGCGGAGGGUUUGGGUUGAUUAGGAUUUAGUUGGGUGAGGUGGGGGGAGGGAAAUAAAAAAAUGAUAAAUGAGAAAAGUGAUGAAGAGAAGAGGAUUGAGUAGAGAAAUGAAUUCAUGAUUUUGAGGGGUAUGAUUUAGAUAGAU
Molecule: messenger RNA, 3096 nt
Organism: Sclerotinia trifoliorum
Lineage: Eukaryota; Fungi; Ascomycota; Leotiomycetes; Helotiales; Sclerotiniaceae
Source: the annotation of a GenBank genome assembly